Messenger RNA from Nerophis ophidion (straightnose pipefish), 2429 nucleotides. RefSeq names its product anthrax toxin receptor 1-like. The coding region runs from base 222 to 1919 and encodes 565 amino acids. The record is from RefSeq and is a predicted model, not a curated record. Lineage: Eukaryota; Metazoa; Chordata; Actinopteri; Syngnathiformes; Syngnathidae. Gene Ontology annotation, cellular component: membrane. The transcript is spliced from 18 exons. Gene Ontology annotation, molecular function: signaling receptor activity.
AUCCCGCCCUGCCUCGUGUGUUUUCCCACCCCAGCCCCAAAGAGGGAAGAUUGAGGAGGCCGGCUUCCACUCAACUCGACCGGCCCCGAGUCCUAAGAACUACGCGGACAUGAGCACGUCGACGACACGCUAGCGGAUGUUUUAGGGACAAUGUGAAGUCAAGGCGCUGUCGUUGGGAGAGCUAAACAAAACAAAAAAACUACGAGCGUGGGGUUAAAAAGAUGGCGAGGCGGCUCCUGGCUUUGGUGGCUCUGCUGGGACUUUUCUUCCUCCGUGUGUCGGCGCAACAACAACAGCGGGAGGAGGAGGAGAGGUCCUGUCAGGGUGCCUUCGACCUCUAUUUUGUCCUGGACAAAUCCGGAAGUGUGAAGCAUCACUGGAUAGAGAUUUACUCUUUCGUGGAACAGCUGGCAGAAAAAUUUAUCAGCCCCAUGCUGAGAAUGUCCUUCAUCGUCUUUUCCACGCGUGGAAACAUCAUUAUGAGGUUAACUGAGAACAGGGAUGCCAUCACUGGAGGACUGAGAGCUCUAAAAACUGUGAUUCCUGGAGGCGACACGUUUAUGAAUUUAGGCCUGGAGAUGGCUAAUGCGCAGAUAUAUCAAGAGAGGCAAGGGACAGCCAGUGUCAUCAUCGCACUGACUGAUGGCGAGCUGAACGAGUGGCAGUUUGACACGGCUCAGAGAGAGGCUCAGAGGGCCAGGUCCAUGGGAGCCAUUGUUUACUGCGUAGGGGUCAAAGAGUUUAACCAGACCCAGCUUGCAACCAUUGCCGAUACUAUGGAACAUGUGUUUCCUGUGUGGGGGGGCUUCCAAGCCCUUAGGGGAAUCAUUGACUCGAUCAUCAAGAAGUCCUGCAUUGAGAUCCUUGCAGCUGAGCCAUCCAGUGUGUGCGCAGGAGAGAGCUUUCAGGUGGUGGUGAGAGGGAACGGCUUUCUCCAUGCCAGAAACAUUGACCAGGUUCUCUGCAGCUUCAAACUGAAUGACACACACACUGUUGAUGAGAGACCAGCUGGAAUAGAGGAUACGUUCCUUCUCUGUCCCGCUCCUGUGGUUGAAGAGGUGGGAAGGGUGAUCUACCUGCAGGUGAGCAUGAACGAGGGCCUCUCCUACAUCACCAGUUCAGUUCACAUCACAACUACUGAAUGUUUUGACGGCACCAUCGUGCUGAUUUCCCUGCUGGUGGUGUUCUUGCUGUUGGCCCUGCUGCUCAUGUGGUGGUUUUGGCCUCUCUGCUGCACUGUGGUAAUUAAAGAACCUCCGCCGCCACCUCCUCCAGAGCCUGAAUCUGAUGAUGAAGAUGGGAUGCCCAAAAAGCGCUGGCCCACAGUGGACGCUUCCUACUACGGAGGACGAGGAGUGGGUGGCAUCAAACGCAUGGAGGUGCGCUGGGGUGAGAAGGGCUCCACUGAGGAGGGCGCUAAGCUGGACAAACCUAAAAACGCUGUGGUCAAGAUGCCAGAGCAAGAAUUUGAACCUUACGAGCCCAAACCUCGGAAACCUACACGCCGGGCCUACCAGCAGAGGAGGUGGUACACUCCCAUUCAGGGGAAGCUCGACGCUCUGUGGGCUCUCUUUCAAAGAGGCUACGACCAGGUAUCGCUCAUGAGACCUCAGCCUGGAGAUCAGGGUCGCUGCAUCCGCUUCCACCGGGUCAAAGACGGCGACGCCCCCCUGAACAACCGCCCCCCUCCCCGUGUGCAUCAGGCCCCGCCCUCGCCCUCCUCGCCGCUGCCUCCCCCGCCCGCCGAGCAGCGUCCUCUGGUCUCCAACUCGGUGCCUCGUACAAAACCUCCGUGCAGAAGUCCUCGCACGACGCCCCCGUCACGCACGCUCCCCUCCGCGGCAAGGGGGCCGCCCCCGGCCCGGGCCCCCCCUGGACCACCCGGACCCCCGCCCUCGAGACCCCCGCCCCGGCUCUGAUGAGGAGUUCAAAGCCACAAGCUCUGACGGGACGCUUCGAGCCUUGUUGCUGGACAGCAGAAAUAUUUAUCCUCACUUUGGCAUGUCCAAAAGACGCCAUCUUGACAGGAAGUGCUGACAUUUAAGGAGUUUAGCUUUAGCUUCAUGCUAACUUUGCUUGCUUGGGUGCUUUAUUUUGAAGGGGCUUAGAAGGGUUUUAUUAGUCAAGAUGUUUUUCAAGGAGAUCACCCCAAGUUGCUGCAAAUUAGGCCAACUUUCUUCUUGUUGCAACUGCAGGGCAGUUUCUCCAGGUUAUUUAUUUGAUGACAUCACAAGCAGAGCCGCCGUCAGGUUUCACUUUCACUUUAGUUUUUUGGUUUUAAUGAGCAAACCCUCCUGUUUGUGGCCUUUUUAAAAAUAGGAAAAAGUCAUUUCGUAUUUUCACGUGUACUUCAUUUACUGACUGAAAUGAUCCUUUGCAUUAUUUCUGUAUUAACAACUUGUCUUUCUAAUAAACUUAAGUUUUUUUUA